AUCGCCAUCUUGUGCACCACAUGACCUCGUUGCCGUGUCCCGUGACCAGCUCACGUGAAUUUUGACAAAUUCAAACGUUUUUGGUAGAAAAAAAAAUGGAUAUUUUGGAGCAGCAUCUCGAACAACAGGAUGUCAGGUAGUGUUUAUGUUAAAUAUCGACUGGCUGAUAAUGCGAACACCUAUCCCUCCUGUUUCGCUCGAGGUCUCCUCAAGGUCAUCACGUAGUGCACAGUGCGCACUUACAAGACUUAGGACAACGGUCGUGGAAUACUGUUAACGCAAAGGAUGACGGUGGCACAGGAAUUGUUAUUGAAGAAGCGGAAAUCGUAGACUGUGAAGGAGAAACUGUUGCAGAAGAUGGAAUGCGUUAUCAAGAAGCACUUGCAUAUAGAGUAGUUCAAGUAAAUGGAACUACUGCUGGCAAUGAAAUAGAAUUGCCAGUCACCCAACCAGGAAAUAACACUGUACAGGUCCUGACAUCCCCAUUAAAUGGCCAGUUUUAUGUUAUUGGAAAUGCCAAUGAUGUUUUCACGACUGCACAAACUUCUAGAUCAUUGGUUCCUAGAACCACUACUUUACAAAUAGAAACACCAAGGAAUUGUACUACUGUAUUAAAGAAGAGAGAUGAUAGAAGAAGAGCUACUCAUAAUGAAGUUGAACGUCGACGAAGAGACAAAAUAAAUAAUUGGAUUGCAAAAUUGGGAAAAAUUAUUCCUGAGUGCAAUGCAGCUGCAAAUGGAAGUGGUAGUGGUAGUGGUGAAGGAAAGGCAAAUUAUGAAACUCAGAGUAAAGGAGGAAUUUUGUCAAAAGCCUGUGAAUAUAUAACAGAAUUAAGAGCAGCCAAUCAGGGAUUGGGUCAAUGUUUACGUGAUAACGAAAAACUACGACAAGAAAUAACUGCUUUGAAACAACUCGUUGCACAAUUGAAACGUGAGAAUCUUCAACUGAGAUCACAAAUCUCGCCCUCUACAGGAACGAACGUUGAUGUUUGAAUCCUUAAAGUUGUUAGUUUAUAAUAUAUUGCUUUUUUUUGUAAAUAUUAGGAUAUAUGACCUGAUCGAUGAUUAAAAAAAAUAUUUCCUCUUUCAUGGGAAUCAAACAAAUUUCAUUACACUAUUACACAAAUUCUUUGAAAUAUCGAUCCUAAUGGUAUGGUCAUAAUUACCGUCAUAACUUUGUAUAUCUUUACGCUACUUUAGAUUUUUAAAUAACGUGAUGUGAAUAUAGCAUCAUUUGUUUUACACCAAAUUAUAUUUGUUUUUGGAUUAAAUAAUUUGAUCAAAUAUUGAAAUGUUAUAAUCUUAAUAUAUUCAUGAAUACAUUAUGGGUGACAAUUUAUAAUUAUCGAAUGAUGUCAAUGAAGUUGCAUCUAUUCGUUCGUUGCAUAAAACUUAUGAAAAAAAAUUUUAUUUUUAUGUAUGCAUGAGUGCGUUGGAUCGAAUUACCUCGUGUAUCUUGAACGAGCCAAGGCUGUGAAUAUUAAACAUUGAUUUGAAUUUUUCGGAUGUGCAAUUUUAAAUAAACUAAUUAAACUUAAUUUAAAAAAAAGGAAAAUAGACAAAACAGUUUAUUACAGUACAAUUAUGAUGCAAAGUAUGACGACUGAAUCUUUACAAAUAUCAUUAUCAAAUAUUUUUUAUUUUUAAUACUGUUUUCAGAAGUAUAGAAUGCAUAUUUCGUAAAAAAAAAAAAAUAAUCUAGGAACUGAGAAUGUAAAAUAGAUUAAUCGUACACGUAUAAAUGUGUAUAUAUAUUUAUAUAUGUAUAUAUACAUGUGUGUGUACAUAUGCAUAUACGAACACAUAUAGCAAUAAACAUAUUUUUUUCAACCCAUGAUUCUAAACGCUAUGAAAACGCGUUGGAAUAAUUAAAAAAAUUAAAUAUUGAUUUGUAAUAUAUCGUUGAUGUACAUACCGCGAAGGUUAUUGUUAUAUUAUAUUAUUAUUAUUAUUAUUAUUAAUUAUUAUUAUUAAAAUGAAAUUUAUCGAAA
This is a messenger RNA of Apis cerana (Asiatic honeybee), 1990 nucleotides long. Its product is annotated as upstream stimulatory factor 1. The record is from RefSeq and is a predicted model, not a curated record. NCBI's taxonomy places the organism in Eukaryota, Metazoa, Arthropoda, Insecta, Hymenoptera, Apidae. Gene Ontology annotation, molecular function: protein dimerization activity; RNA polymerase II cis-regulatory region sequence-specific DNA binding; DNA-binding transcription factor activity, RNA polymerase II-specific. Gene Ontology annotation, biological process: regulation of transcription by RNA polymerase II.